Molecule: messenger RNA, 1681 nt
Organism: Lactuca sativa (garden lettuce)
Lineage: Eukaryota; Viridiplantae; Streptophyta; Magnoliopsida; Asterales; Asteraceae
Product: guanosine nucleotide diphosphate dissociation inhibitor 1
Biological process (GO): protein transport; vesicle-mediated transport; small GTPase-mediated signal transduction
Cellular component (GO): cytoplasm
Molecular function (GO): Rab GDP-dissociation inhibitor activity
Source: RefSeq, a predicted model, not a curated record
AUAUAUAAAUUCGCGGAAGACACGCUUUUGACUCGAUUUGGGAACCCUAACUCCUUCCGGAUUACCUUCACUCGAUCUGUAUUCUGUAUUACGUUUUGCCCUUUGGGGAAAUCGCCGAUUCGAUCCAACAUGGAUGAAGAGUAUGAUGUCAUCGUCCUCGGUACUGGUCUCAAGGAAUGCAUCCUCAGCGGUCUUCUCUCCGUCGAUGGUCUGAAGGUUCUCCACAUGGACAGGAAUGACUAUUAUGGUGGAGAAUCAACCUCACUCAACCUUAUUCAGCUAUGGAAGAAAUUCAGAGGAAGUGACAAGCCUCCAGCUCACUUAGGUUCAAGUAGAGAUUACAAUGUGGACAUGAUCCCCAAGUUCAUAAUGGCAAAUGGUGCUCUUGUACGUGUCCUCAUCCACACUGAUGUCACAAAAUAUCUUUACUUCAAAGCUGUUGAUGGAAGCUUUGUCUACAACAAAGGAAAGGUACACAAAGUUCCUGCAACCGACAUGGAGGCUCUCAAGUCUCCUCUCAUGGGCAUUUUUGAGAAACGUCGUGCUCGCAAAUUCUUCAUUUAUGUUCAAGACUACAAUGAAAACGACCCCAAAACCCAUGAAGGAAUGGACCUCACACGUGUUUCAACUAAAGAGCUUAUCGCUAAAUAUGGUCUUGAUGACAACACUGUGGACUUCAUUGGCCAUGCAUUAGCUUUACACAGAGAUGAUCGUUACUUAUACGAACCCGCACUUGAAACAGUGAAAAAAAUGAAGCUUUACGCGGAGUCACUUGCACGUUUCCAAGGAGGGUCUCCUUACAUUUAUCCUCUGUAUGGAUUAGGCGAGCUUCCUCAGGCAUUUGCUAGGUUGAGUGCUGUGUAUGGUGGGACCUACAUGUUGAACAAACCUGAAUGCAAGGUGGAGUUUGAUGAAGAAGGAAAAGUGUGUGGGGUCACUUCAGAGGGUGAAACUGCUAAAUGCAAAAAAGUUGUUUGUGAUCCUUCCUACUUGUCCAACAAGGUGAGAAAAGUUGGGAAAGUUGCAAGAGCAAUUUGCAUUAUGAGUCACCCGAUUCCAAACACCAAUGACUCACAUUCAGUUCAAGUUAUUCUUCCACAAAAACAAUUAGGUCGCAAAUCAGACAUGUAUCUGUUUUGUUCUUCAUAUUCUCACAAUGUUGCUCCAAAAGGAAAGUUUAUUGCGUUUGUGUCAACAGAAGCUGAAAGUGAUCGACCUGAAAUUGAAUUAAAACCAGGGCUUGAUCUUUUAGGCCCAGUUGAUGAAAUCUUUUAUGAUGUUUACGAUAGAUAUGAACCAUGCAAUGAGCCUUCUCUUGAUAAUUGCUUUAUAUCCACAAGUUAUGAUGCGACUACUCACUUUGAGUCGACUGUGAUUGAUGUGCUCAAUAUGUACUCGAUGAUAACUGGGAAGGUUCUUGAUUUGAAUGUAGAUCUAAGUGCUGCGAGUGCUGCUGAAGAGUAGAAAGACGAUGGAGUUGGAGAUGUGUUGGGGUUUCUACUUUUAUGGUGAUGAUGAAUUUUACUUGAAGCUUUGAAUUUUUAUAUUUUUAGCUUUGAAAAGAUUAUAUAAAAAAAAAUGUGGAAGUAAUUUGUUGUGUGUGUAAAAUGUGGAAGGAAUUCGGUCACUGUGUACUUUAUUUUAUUUUAUUUUUUAUUUUAAUGCUUGGUGUUUUAUCUUU